Lolium perenne is the source of this 1808-nucleotide messenger RNA. RefSeq lists its product as uncharacterized. NCBI's taxonomy places the organism in Eukaryota, Viridiplantae, Streptophyta, Magnoliopsida, Poales, Poaceae. Gene Ontology annotation, molecular function: protein binding. The record is from RefSeq and is a predicted model, not a curated record.
CUUUCAUCAUCUUGCCGUAUUGAAAGUCUCAGUGCAUCCUGAAACCUGAAUUACUUCUUCAAACUACUCAGAUUCUAUGUGUUCCUUUUGUCCUGCUUUCUUGCUCUGCAGACUUUUGAUGCAAAUUGUGCAAUUUAUCCUAGUUGUGCCGUUAUGGCCUGUAGUUCCAGCUUAUACUCAUCAGGCAGUGUGGUAAAACCGAUCUACCCAGUAUGGUUGUUAAGGCAAAUAGAGUAAUGACUAAGAUCAGCAUAUCAACAGGUUGCAUAUCCUAAAUUGCAGAAUGUGGUAACUUCAGCUAGACACAAAACAGAAGUAUUAUCAUAUAUAUCUCUCCAAAUUGAGCUGAAAUUCUAUAAGACAAUGGGGCUACCCACUUUAACUUCAUUUCAUAAUGUGCUUGCAAGAUUGCUUUGUCUAUAUAAUUUGUGUGGCAGCCAUGGCUGUCCCACAAGUUGACAAGAAAAUGCUUGGUGAACUUGAAGAAAUGGGAUUCCCCGCCAUUCGUUCAAUUAGGGCGCUCCAUUAUUCUGGUAAUUCUAAUCUUGAAUCUGCGAUAAAUUGGCUUCUGGAACAUGAAAGUGACCCAGAUAUUGAUCAGUUGCCAUUGGUUCCAAGAGAAAUCAACAUUGAAUGUGGUGACACAUCAAACGAAGUGAGAAACAGCGCUCAAGUAGUGAGGACUCAUGCACAGGAGAGAAAACAAGAGGAGCAAACUGAAGCUGGAAGUCAGAAGGAGACUUCAUUGGUGGAAAGAGAACUAAAUGCAGAUGAACACAGAGAAGAGGAUAGAAAAAGGAUUUUAGCACUAUACAAGUCCAAGCGUGAUGAGGAAGAAAGAGCAAGAGGGAGAAUCCAAAAUCAAGUCCAAGAGGAUAAGAGGGAGAGGAUUCAAGCUGCUAAAGAUCUUAUGGAAGCAAAACGGAUUCUUGAAGAAAGGCAAAGAAAACGCAUGAUGGAAAGUCAAAAAGCAGAACGAGAGGAGGAGAAAAGAGCAAGAGAGAGAAUCCGUCAACGUAUAAAUGACGAUAAGGCAGAAAGGAGGAGAGGACUUGGUUUGCCGCAGGAAAAUACAGUAGCAUCAACCCCGAUAGUAACUCCCAAAAAGGUAAAACCUACUGAACCUGUUGUAACAUCAGAACAACUGAGAGACUGCCUGCGCACUCUGAAAAAGAAUCACAAGGAUGACAAUGCUAGAGUCAAAAGAGCAUUCCAAAUAUUGCUGAAGAUAAUCGCCAACAUAGCAAAGAACCCAGAAGAGGAGAAGUUCAGAAGGAUUCGACUAAGCAAUCCUGUUUUCAAGGACAAGGUGUGCAGUCUGCAAGGCGGCGUCGAGUUCCUGGAGCUGUGCGGGUUCCAGAAGCUGAGGAACAACAGCUACCUGUACAUGCCGAGGGGCAAGGUCGACGUGGCGCUCCUCAACGCUGCAGGGGUUGAGAUCGCGUCUGCCAUGGAGAAUCCCUACUUCGGCCUGCUCUCGAAGUGAGCGGGACAGCCUUCAUUCAUCUCUGCAUCACAUUAAGAGCCCAUCUACUUCGUACAAGCUUCGUGGUAAUGGAAUGGAGUACCAGCGAAUGGACGGCACUGUGGCGAAUGGAUCUCGUCGAUCGGAUCUAUCCCCUGUUGCCGGCAAAUUAUGUACCACCAUAGCGCAACAUUUGCAUUCCAAUAAAUCCACUGGGGUUUCCUGGCAACAAUGGCCUGGUGUUUCUCAUCUUACCAAAGAAAACGGUGCGUGAUUGCAAUUGUAUUCGCGAAUCCUCAUGCAGGAGAAAUCAAAUCAUGGCAUUUACUGUCAUGUUCGUGCU